Molecule: messenger RNA, 1501 nt
Organism: Diachasmimorpha longicaudata
Lineage: Eukaryota; Metazoa; Arthropoda; Insecta; Hymenoptera; Braconidae
Product: zinc finger protein 502-like
Exons: 3
Coding region: 290-1501 (403 amino acids)
Biological process (GO): regulation of transcription by RNA polymerase II
Cellular component (GO): nucleus
Molecular function (GO): DNA-binding transcription factor activity, RNA polymerase II-specific; RNA polymerase II transcription regulatory region sequence-specific DNA binding
Source: RefSeq, a predicted model, not a curated record
CGUUACACUGACAUCAGUAGCACACUUUCAUCUCACCGAGGAAAGUGAACAACUUCCAUGUACUAUUCAAUCACAUCCUAAUAAAGAUAAAGUAUCGAAAUACUCAUCGUGAUUGAGUGGAUGCUGAUUGAGAUUUUUCCAUUUAUUUUAUCGAUCUGUUGGAGUUACUCUACCAAAAAGUGUUGAGACGGAAAUAGAUGAGUGAAGAAGCCACCUUAAAAUUCGGUUCAGCGUUACAACAGAUCCGAAUUUUUUUAUCGAAUUACCUUGGAAAUUUCGUCACAAAAUAAUGGAGACAGAGUCAAUCACUCUGGCUCCCCAGACCAUCCACGUGGGUCCAAUCGUGCACCCCAUCUCAAAUGAAACAAUAUCCAUUGUGAUUCCAUUGUCAGCACAAUUGGCAACAGUGGCACGUGUCCAGACAAUUGAGUCCGCCGAAGUGAUUCCUGAAAAAUCAGAGACAACUCCAGAGCUCCAGCCGAUGGUCUCAGUGGAAGUGAGCCUGUCUCCCGCAACCUCAGGAACCACUGAAACCAAGCCAGACCUGGCUACCGCCCUUCAGAAGGCAGACAAAACCAAGGGCUGUCCCUUUCCCACGUGCUCGCGAUAUGGACGAGCCUUCUCAAGGGCUCACGACCUAAAACGUCAUAUCGCGAGGCAUGAAACGAGGAAGGAGAGACUGUGUGAGCCGAUGCAAACGGAUGUCCGCACGUGCGGUCAAUGCGGAGAAAGCUUCAUCAAUGAUAUUGUUCUUCAACGGCACAUGAAGAUUCAUGUCAAGGCUGGGGAGGAGGGAGGUACUGAUGCGAAGGUCUAUCCAUGCCACUUGUGCAAAAAGAAGUAUACACAGUUCAGUAAACUUCGGGCACAUGUGACGACUCAUGAUAAGAAAUCCUCCGACAACAUGUGUGCAUUAUGCGGUGUCAAAUGUGAAACUGAAGAGAACCUAGAGACACACAUGAAGGACCACACAACGAGCAUCCUCGAGGCGCAAGAAGCCCUCGAAUCCACAGUGGAUCCGGCCCCUGUGAAGAUGGAAGAGGACGAUGACGACGAUUUCCUUCUAGAGGAGAUGCUACUCAUCAACAAGGGUCCUCGCCUACCCCCAAAGACGGAAUCCACAACCACGUCGGACGGAAAAAUCCGCUGUGACUAUUGCGCGAAGACCUUCAAAACCAAAUGGACCCUGAGCUCUCACGUAGCUGCUCACGAGGGCCGCUUUCAGUUUGGAUGUUCCAGGUGUGGAAAAAAAUUCGUUAGGAAGAGCCACUACGACGGUCAUGUGCGCUCUCAUGAAGCAGCUAGGCCCUAUGUUUGUGAGCAAUGCGGAAAGACAUUCAAAGAACUCAAACAUCGACGUGAACACACGAAACGAAAACAUCCGAGCAAUCGAAAUGACGUACAAAACCUUCUAGACAGCAUCAGUGCUUAUGUGGCUGAAGAAUCCUCAAUGGAACAGACUAAAUUCACACUUCUUAUGCCUGUGAACUUUCCCGCAUAA